AUGGAUGAAGACCCGGUCCCGCUCCAGGAGCUGGGCGCCCAGCUCCGGGACAAGUUCAAAAACUUCGACGACCCCCAAAACUACAAGGAGCUCAAGGAGAAAGCGGUGCAGGAGGGUACAAAGAACUUCGUCGUGCAGUUCGGCGCGAACAAGGCGCAGAUUGCCAUAGACUUGAAUGAAAAGGAGCUCGAGCAGUUCCUCGGUGGUAAGAAGAACAAGGAGAUGCCAAUUCGAUGGAUUAACCUCUGGGACCCGAGUGCGCAACAGGAAUGUAUGAAGACUAUCGGCCACCAUUAUGGCUUCUCGACGAGACUCCAGGCCACGAUAGCGACGUGGGGCCUGGCGAGGAAGCAGGCACAGGCGGAAGCUGCUAUAAAGAGACAGAAGUCAGAAAACGAGAAGGUGCCCGUCCGGCCUGCGAAAGACCCAGAAGAGGGUCUUAACGGAACGGUCGAGAAGGCUCAGGCAAUGCCGCGUGGGUUCUGCCCCGAGGACAUGGGCAUGUUCCGACUGGUACAAGGCACUCUGAACUACUUCACAAUUGAUCACGCCUCACGAUUUAUGUGCAUAGGAGCAAACUGGCUCCAUGAGCGGCCUAAUAUACAUCCACAUGUCUCUAGGCAUCGAAAGCCCGCCCUCGAUUUAGUGAGGCCGAAUCACUGGUCGUGGACUGCUCUCACUAAUGAUUCCACCGUCAUAUCAUUCCACGAAGCUCCAAAAUAUACAAUACCCGACGGUGUCGAUCAAGCUCAAUGGCGGAGAGAAGAAUUGAAGAAGAUGCGAUCCAACACCAUUGAUCUGUUGUCGCAAUUGUCCGAGGUUGGCCUUGUUGAGUAUAAGACCAAGAUCAUGGCCUCGAAAGCCGUGCGCAUGGACUUGAAGCAGCGCGAGCCCCGUGGUGGUCGACAUAGGGCGCCGACCGCCAUGCCUGACGCGCCUAUCGAGGUGGAAGGGUCGAGCAAUUUGUUCUAUUACCUCUUCGAAGACUAUGCAUCAGGUGUCUCCAUCCUCAAUCAGUCCAGAGAGAUACUCGCCGAUCUCACGAGCCAAGUGACACAUAUAAACGAUCGCAAGAACAAAGAUAAAGACAAUUCAGGCAUCAUCAAGAAAUUAUACGAUUUGAACAAAGAGCUUCGACAACUUAGGCACUUGUUCGAAAGCUACGAGGUUCUCAUCAAGAAGAUCGUCGCCCUGGGCAUCGAGUCGUCUGAGAAUAUGACUGCUUCGAACCAUACGAUACAACUUACAACCCGAGAAGUCAAGCUCUCACAGUCAGCUUUUGACCGAUUCGAACGACUCAUGGACCGCCUGCAAAUCCUGAUGCUGAACACGAUUACAGAGUACCUCGACGAGAAGAACUCCCUUUCCAACACCUACUUCAAUCUCAUUGCCCAAAAGGACUCUCAAGCUACCGCGAGAUUGACUCGAAGCGCCACGCUGUUAGCCAAGCUCAGUGUCCUCUUCCUGCCCAUCACCUUCAUGACGUCCUACUUCUCGGUCUCGAUCCCUGAUCUCACAGACCACUACACGGCGAGAACAUACUGGAUUGCCUUCGCCGUCAUUGGAAGUCUCUCUAUUAUCAGCCUGUUCUUUUUCAGUCGUGUCAUUGUGACUGUCAGUGACAUACUCGACGAAUACGUCAAAGUCGUGGAAGAGUGGUGGAUCCGCAAGAUUCUGCGUAAGAAGCAGAAAAAAGAAGAAAAGGACGACUGA
Phaeoacremonium minimum UCRPA7 is the source of this 1713-nucleotide messenger RNA. RefSeq names its product putative adp-ribosylation factor protein. The record is from RefSeq and is a predicted model, not a curated record. NCBI's taxonomy places the organism in Eukaryota, Fungi, Ascomycota, Sordariomycetes, Togniniales, Togniniaceae. Gene Ontology annotation, cellular component: membrane. Gene Ontology annotation, molecular function: magnesium ion transmembrane transporter activity; magnesium ion binding; cobalt ion binding. The coding region runs from base 1 to 1713 and encodes 570 amino acids. Gene Ontology annotation, biological process: metal ion transport; transmembrane transport. The transcript has 7 exons.